UGAAUUGAAUCCGUUUCUCUACCUGGUUGAGGAAGAAUCCAGCGAGUGGACGAGAUGCGACUCAGUCCCUAAACCGCUCACGACGCACGGUGAUGACGUCACACCGUUCCUCUGGACGACAACAACAAAUAUGGAGGAGUAUGCCCGCGAACCCUGUCCCUGGAGGAUCGUGGACGACUGUGGAGGAGCCUUCACCAUGGGAGCGUUUGGAGGAGGCGUGUUCCAGGCCAUCAAGGGUUUCCGCCACGCCCCCGCGGGAGUCGGACACCGACUGAGAGGCAGCGCCACCGCAGUGAGAACCAGAGCUCCACAGAUCGGAGGGAGCUUCGCCGUGUGGGGCGGACUCUUCUCCACCAUCGACUGUGGUCUCGUUCGCCUCCGAGGGAAAGAAGAUCCGUGGAACUCCAUAACAAGUGGAGCGUUGACGGGAGCGAUCCUGGCAGCGCGCAGCGGGCCCUUGGCCAUGAUGGGCUCUGCCAUGAUGGGAGGCAUCCUACUGGCUCUCAUCGAGGGGUUCGGAAUCCUCCUCACCAGAUACACAGCGCAGCAGUUUCAGAAUCCUGUUCCCUUUGCAGACGACCCCAGUCAGUUACCUCCUAAAGAUGGAGGCCAGCAGCAGGAACUGUGAGUCGGACCAGAGAGACACUAGGACCCUGCAGCAGGUAUCAGGAUGAGACGCGCUGCCUCCUGCUGUGAUGUCAAGUAGAUGCACUUUAAGAGACAAAUUACUGGGUCCAAUAUGCAAGUUUUGAAAUGUAUAUAUAUCAAAUCUGUUUGAUUUUAAUCAACAUCCAGGGAACAUCUUGUUAUCAAGCAUCCAAAGAUUUUAUAAAUGUUUGCAAAGAAAAUUAAAGCCAUUGUUUAAAUGGCUGACGUGUACAAAAGUAGUUUUUUGUGAGUAGUGAACAACAAGAUAUUACAACAUGAUAUUUAUUGAGUGAGGUUUUACAACAGAGGAUGUUUCUAAGUUAUCAUUCAUCAGAUGAGACGAUCGUGUGUUUUAAAUCACGUGUGCAUCAGAUUAACAACCUCGUUCUGUCCUCGUCUCCUCCGGCAGCUUCUGUCACUUCUCAAUCUUUGUUGAACGAUUACGAUCUCACAUAGAACAGUAUGAAUUAGUUCAAGUUGUGUCUGUCUCACUGAAGACGAAGGAAAUUAAUUACUGACACGUUUCACGUUCAGUUUUCAUCGACCUCCUGUUUUAUCCAUCGAGCACUUUUAAAAACUCUGUCUCUGUUCGUCAGCAGAGAGAAGCUGGACGGUUUCACACUAUGUAUAGAGAGAAUUAUUUAUUUGUUGUAUUGUCUUAAUAUAUUUAUAGAAGUUAAUACCAAACAAUAAAAACAUCUCAUGUUCUCAGAGACUUGAA
Scophthalmus maximus (turbot) is the source of this 1369-nucleotide messenger RNA. RefSeq names its product translocase of inner mitochondrial membrane 17 homolog B (yeast) (gene timm17b). Gene Ontology annotation, molecular function: transmembrane protein transporter activity. Bases 131 to 628 code for a protein of 165 amino acids. The record is from RefSeq and is a predicted model, not a curated record. Gene Ontology annotation, cellular component: mitochondrial inner membrane; TIM23 mitochondrial import inner membrane translocase complex. The transcript is spliced from 6 exons. NCBI's taxonomy places the organism in Eukaryota, Metazoa, Chordata, Actinopteri, Pleuronectiformes, Scophthalmidae. Gene Ontology annotation, biological process: protein import into mitochondrial matrix.